Dioscorea cayenensis subsp. rotundata (Guinea yam) is the source of this 2373-nucleotide messenger RNA. Its product is annotated as probable serine/threonine-protein kinase BSK3. Bases 372 to 1841 code for a protein of 489 amino acids. Gene Ontology annotation, biological process: protein phosphorylation; brassinosteroid mediated signaling pathway. Gene Ontology annotation, molecular function: protein kinase activity; protein binding; ATP binding. The record is from RefSeq and is a predicted model, not a curated record. Lineage: Eukaryota; Viridiplantae; Streptophyta; Magnoliopsida; Dioscoreales; Dioscoreaceae. The transcript is spliced from 11 exons.
CCCCCAAAUUCCCCAAAUUUCUUUUUAAAUCCCCCCAAUAACAAUAUUAAUCCCAAUUCUAGGGUUUGAAAGGACGGCAUGUUGCUAUAAAUAAUCACCUCCCCCUUCUCCCUCUCCCCAAAUCCGAAGCUAUAAUUCCAGUAAAUCCACACCGCCCCCCAGAUCUGAUCCAUUCCCACUCCUCCCAAUCCUCCUGCGUUUGAUCUCCUCUUUCAUUUCGACCAUUUAAUCAGAAGAAGGUUGGUAGUUUGAUCGAAUCGGAUUCGUUAUUCGAGUAGUUUUGAUGUUUUAGUGGAGCAAAGUGCUUUAAUUGUUCGAAUCUUGGCUUUGUUGGUUGUGUGUUGUAUAUAUAUACGCACGUUUAUGUUGUUAUGGGGUCGCGGCUCUCCAAGCUGAGAACUUGCUGCUGUGGCUCUUACAAUAAUGCUACUGUACUGGAGGCGCCGGAUGUUGAGAGUGAAGUGAAGAGUGAGGGUGAUGGGUUGCCGGUGUUCCAGGAGUAUUCUUUUGAGCAGCUCCGGCUUGCUACAUCUGGGUUUGCGGUGGAGAACAUUGUGUCCGAGCACGGGGAGAAGGCGCCUAAUGUAGUGUACAAGGGGAAGUUAGAUGCGCAACGUAGGAUUGCUGUUAAGCGGUUCAAUCGUGCUGCGUGGCCUGAUCCUCGCCAGUUCUUGGAAGAAGCGAGAUCUGUUGGUCAACUUAGAAGUCAAAGAUUGGCAAAUUUACUUGGCUGCUGUGCUGAAGGCGAAGAGAGGUUGCUUGUUGCUGAAUAUAUGCCCAAUGAUACUCUUGCUAAGCACCUUUUUCAUUGGGAAGCACAACCUAUGAAAUGGCCUAUGCGAUUGAGGGUGGUACUUUAUCUCGCCCAAGCUCUAGAAUAUUGCACCACCAAGGGCCGUGCACUUUAUCAUGAUCUUAAUGCUUAUAGAGUUUUGUUUGAUGAUGAAUGUAACCCUAGACUCUCAUGCUUUGGUCUAAUGAAGAAUAGCCAUGAUGGCAAAAGUUAUAGCACAAAUUUGGCAUUUACUCCUCCAGAAUAUUUGAGAACUGGUAGAGUUACACCAGAAAGUGUCAUAUAUAGCUUUGGCACAUUGCUUGUUGAUGUUCUUAGUGGAAAACACAUCCCACCUAGCCAUGCCCUUGACUUGAUAAGGGAUCGGAAUUUUCAUAUGCUGACAGAUUCAUGUUUGGAAGGGCAAUUCUCUAAUGAGGAUGGGACAGAAUUAGUGCGCUUGGCAUCUAGGUGUUUACAGUAUGAGCAACGGGAGCGGCCUAACGUGAAAUCAUUAGUUCAAGCUCUGACUCCUCUGCAGAAGGAGAAUGAUGUUCCUUCCUAUGUCUUGAUGGAUAUACCACGUGGUGGGGCUUCCUCAUUAGAGUUAUUGUCUCUCUCUCCUCUAGGUGAUGCCUGUUCCAGAAUGGAUUUAACUGCUAUACAUGAGAUUCUUGAAAAAGUAGGAUAUAAAGAUGACGAAGGGACAACUAAUGAGCUUUCAUUUCAGAUGUGGACUAAUCAGAUGCAAGAGACAUUGAACACAAAGAAAAAGGGGGAUAAUGCUUUUCGUCACAAAGAUUUUAAUACUGCCAUUGAAUGCUAUACUCAGUUUAUUGAUGUUGGCACCAUGGUUUCACCUACUGUUUUUGGCCGCCGUUGUCUCUCCUACCUGAUGAGCGACAUGCCGCAGCAAGCUCUUAAUGAUGCAAUGCAAGCUCUUGUCAUAUCUCCAACAUGGCCCACAGCCUUUUAUCUUCAAGCUGCUGCCCUCUCUGCUCUUGGAAUGGAAAAUGAAGCUCGAGAAGCAUUGAAAGACGGCUCAUCCUUAGAAUCUAAAAAGAACUGAGAAUUCCCUCAACACUUAAGAAAUCAUAAAGAACCAAGGAUGUGAAAUUGGUGCAAAGUCCAAAAGCCCAAAACUGGUGAUAAUUUACCUUCUGUAAUUACAAAAAUUAUUCAAGUUCUACUAGCUUCGAUCAAAAGGAAGAACAAAUGGGCUUAUCAACAAAUGCACCUGGAAUCUUGGUUUUGAGCUGUUUUCAAUCUUUCGAAAAAUGUUGUUAAAAGCCUUCUUCAAGAUGCUUCCAACAGGCUGAGAAGCAAUAUAUAUAUUAAAAAAAAAAUGUGAGGCUGAUUUUGAAUUCUCUUGGGAUUGGCAAGAAAGAAAAAGGAAAACAGGAUACUACUGCAAAAGUGUUUGAUCUUGAGAUGGAAACAUGUAAUGUAUUUGUGCAGAGUCUUUGCUGAUAAACCAUGUGAUUCAUGUACAGCUAUGGAUGAUUCAAAUUGGUUCUUUGUUUUGUAGUGUGGUUGGUGUUUUGUCUGUCUGUUGUAAUGUACUAAAACAUGAGAAAAAAUGAUUGAUUGUUUUACAAUUA